Messenger RNA from Meloidogyne enterolobii, 604 nucleotides. Lineage: Eukaryota; Metazoa; Nematoda; Chromadorea; Rhabditida; Meloidogynidae. The record is from the annotation of a GenBank genome assembly.
UUUUUUUCAGAAAAUGGCUAAUAAUAGCAAAUACAAUAAUUAUUUUAAAUUCGAAAAAAAUAAAAUUUCUUGCAACCAAGAACAUUGUGACUAUUUUUAUGCACCAAAAAAUCAAUAUGGUUUUCCAACAACAUCUUUGCGUAAACAUUUAGAGCGUAGGCAUCCAUCAGUGUUUUCUGAGCUCCUCCAAUUCGAAAAAUCAGAAAAAGAGAUGGAUGAUGGAAAAGAAAAACUUAAACAGACAAGUUUAAAAAGAAUAUUUUCUGUUUCUGCCGGUUCGGCUUCAACUUCCCAAGUAAUGACAUCAACAAAACAGCCAAAAAUAGAAGAAUCAUUUAUGACCGAGUAUUUGAACACACCCAGAUUUGAAGGACGUUCUGCUGAUUUUUGGAGAAAUCCUCUAAAUGCUGCAAAGUUUCCCCUUCUUUUACCACUUGUUCGAAAAUACCAUUCAGCACCAAUGUCUUCUUCAGAGUGCGAACGUGUGUUUUCAGUUGCAAAAUAUAUUUUAGAUGAUCGAAGAAAGAGUAUUACAAUGGAAAAUCUCGAAAAACAGUUAUUUUUACAUGAGAAUUUGCUCAUUUACGGGUUUAAAAUUGAAUAA